[Torrubiella] hemipterigena is the source of this 597-nucleotide messenger RNA. Lineage: Eukaryota; Fungi; Ascomycota; Sordariomycetes; Hypocreales; Clavicipitaceae. The record is from the annotation of a GenBank genome assembly.
AUGGGAGACAGCGAUGGCGACUCGCCAUUUUCCAUUACAGCCAAUGUUGCGGGCGUUUUGACCUUUGUUGUCGCCAUCGCCGCAGCCGUUUACGCCCGCCUGACGUACUUGCGGAACAGCGAUGACGAGUACAUGCGCGUCAAGCAGAGUCUGGCAUGGUACAAGACAGAGUCUACGUGGCUGGGUGACCUGCUGCAGGCACAAAAGACGGCAGCAGACACGUCGCCCUACUACAUCAAGGGCCGGCGCGAAGACCAAAUGUUUGCGUUUGUCAUGGAUGACGUUCUCAACCUCGAGCGACGCCUCUUGGAGAUUAUAUCUGAUAUCGAAGUCAAGGCUGCAACAGCCAUGCAAUCGAAUAAUUGGACGGUCCUGCCGCGGACAAAAGCAGGCCGGCCAAGUGUGGCACUAGAAUGGCUUAGUGUGCGAGGCAAAGCCAUGGAGCUGGUGCGGCAGCGGGAGGCGCUGACCACGCGGGUGCAGUUUUUACAUUUGAGCAUGAUAUCGUCGCGGAUGGGCGCCGUGGAGCACAGGCUGCGCAGGGCAGAGACGUCGGGGUUGUCGGAGGCACAGACGAGGGUGAAUAGCUUCAAUUAA